CGCACUCCCGCCAAGCCAAUUUUGGCCUGGUUAGGAUUGCUCCUACUUUCCGGCCUGCUUCGCGAAGGUCUCGGUCCAAUAUGAAGGUGCGGGAUGUUACCGAGCUUCCGCGGGAAGUCCACUUCUCAAACAGCGACUAUUGCGAACCAAAGUCCGCUGCUCCUCCGGUGACACGAUUUGCGCUUUUGGUCAACACUGUGAUCUUUGAGCUAAGAAAAGCAACUAUCAGACUCAAAUGUAAAAUGGCACAGUUAGCCAGGCGAAAUUUUCUCGAUUUGGAACGACAGAGAGAAGAAUUCCGUAACUCCAUUUCCUACAUGGAAUCCAGCUUCAUGUGGGAGCUGGGUGUACAGCUCUCCUCAGUCAUCCCAUAUACGGUUUAUUCUUCCUCUAGUUGGUUACUGGCCGCAAAGAAACUCACCGAUCUUGAUGAUGUUUCGAUAUUGAGUAUUUUGGUAUUUUUAGAUGGGUCUGAAAUACUAGCAGUAGCACAAGUCUGUCAUAAACUGCGCAGCAUUGUAAAGAGAAAUUUGAAUACUCUAGAAAGAAAGAAGUCCACCCUUUUUGAUGUGUACAUCGCUCUCAAUAAAGAAACAGGGCGGGAGGAUGUUCGUGCAUUGAAGCGCAAGCGUCUCUUGCAGGAUCCCUCUUACAAUGGUGCUUCACUACGUGACGUGGUUCCUCCUCUUAUAACUUGUCCACUUCGCAUUUUCUUCGGGAACAAAGUUUUGGUGGGCCACUGGAUCAGCGAAAUCAGCAGCCUGUAUAGCGAAAAACGACUGCUUCCCAUAUCACUUACCUUCACUGGCGGCUCGUUCACUAGAGGCACACAUCGUGCUGGGGCGGAUCUGCGAUGCUUCACGGAAACCGGCUUCAUCAAUUUCAUACGGCUGCUAUCACCAGAUUUGAAGGAAGUGCAGCUAUUCAAACUUAGCUUCACUCCUCGUUUUCUAUUCUCCAUGAUUAAUAUGCUGUCCGUGUUCGGAAUAGUCUACGAACGGCCCCCUCUUCGCUACUUCACAGGGGAUUUAUGUCAAGUCAUACAAACAUGGCAGAAUAGCUCACGAUCUCAUACUUGUGAAGUGUACAUCGCACGUCCUCAUGGAUCUGAAGAAAUGGAUACCGCACGCCUUUCUCGAAGGUGUUACGCUCACUUUACAUUUACAUUAGUCGUCACUAUCCGAAAAUGA
Messenger RNA from Cylicocyclus nassatus, 1190 nucleotides. NCBI's taxonomy places the organism in Eukaryota, Metazoa, Nematoda, Chromadorea, Rhabditida, Strongylidae. The record is from the annotation of a GenBank genome assembly.